This is a messenger RNA of Anolis sagrei ordinatus, 1629 nucleotides long. The record is from RefSeq and is a predicted model, not a curated record. NCBI's taxonomy places the organism in Eukaryota, Metazoa, Chordata, Lepidosauria, Squamata, Anolidae.
CUUCUCCCAUUGGAAAGGCUAAGCUCCCCUUGGCCGGCCAGCCAGCCAGCCUGCCUGCCUGCCCUUAUUUAAUUUGAGAAAGAAGAUGAGUGAAACUAGUGCAAAAUCUGGCCAAUCCCUACCUGGCAAAAAAGACAAGGAUGUCUCUGAGAAAAGAGGACGAGGACGGCCCAGGAAGGAGCCUCAGCAAGAAUCCAGUGAACCACCACCACCCAAGAGACCACGUGGCAGACCAAAGGGGAGCAAAAACAAGUCCACUUCAAAGGGAAGGAAAGCUUCUGUAACAACAACUGGGAAGAAACCUCGAGGGCGACCCAAAAAAACAAAAAAGGAUGAAGAAGAAGUCAACAUUUCCCAGGAGUCAUCAGAAGAGGAGCAGUGAAAAGAGCCAACUGAUUCUACCUCACAGUUCAGUUUUCCUAUUUCUUGUCAAGUUCUGGGACUGAGGAAGGAACAAAGCAUCCUCAUCCUUUUCCUGACCCACACCUGCCGAAUGUUCUCGCAGUCUAAACAGCAACACUGGAGUACAGUGUAAAACAAAUCAGCCAUCACUAUUGACGUGUAAUGUUCAAUGGGAGAACCAAGUAUUUUGUUUCCCGUUCUCAUUUGACAGGGUUAACAUUUUAGCCUACCACUUCAUGUAGUUCUAGAUUCUAUCUGGUUUUUGGUCUCUCUCUCUCUCAUUCACUCUUUGGUAUGCUCCUUGUAGAGAAAGGGGUAUAUAUAAAUAUAUCUUUAUAGCAACCACUUAUUCAUGUUGAAAAGAGUGGAAAGCCUGCUUCCCCCCCAACCUUUGCCAAACCAUACCUCUGUAGAGAGACUGUACCACCUUCCAAAGUGAUAUUUGGCACUGGCAGAAAGUUAGGCUAUUGAGGACAAUUGGGAGGAAUUCUUUUUCUGUAAAAUAAGGAUAGCGGGAAAAGCUACAACAUCAAGAAGGAAGAUAUUAAAUGUGCCUAUUGUAAGCUGUUUGAUUGGAUGCUGAUUUCAAAGGAUAAUACAUUGCUUUUUACACUCCAUUUACUGUGGUUCAGGGCUCUCCAAGCAGUAGGGCUAUGCAUUCCUGCUGUAGACAAUGAGGGUGCUUUCCUUUUUCUCACUGACCACACAAAUGUUCCUCCAGUUGUAAUCCCAGUUGCCAAUGUCCAAUUCGGAGCAAUUUACAGGUGGGAACCUGCAACUAAAAGUUCUUUCCCUCAGUGCUCAGCACAAAAAGGACUGUUGGAUCUCCUUUGAAAUUAGACCAGACCUUUCCAAGGCCUGCAGAAAGCAGGAUGACAAUUCCAGUCCAUCUCCACAGUCCCUCUUUGGGUUUGGUGAUUUUUCUGCAUUGGGAAUAGCACAGAGCGUUUUCGCUACAGUUGUCUUUUCAAAACAUGUUGUCUUUCAAGGUUCCCCCCCCCCCCUUUUUCCUUCAUUCAGAACUACCUCUGGGUAAUUUAAGUUUCAUUCUCUUAAAACAUGGAGUUGCUGCUGUUUGUUGCUGCUGCUGUACUGGUUACAAAGUUUUUAUUAUUCCAACAGGUUCUGUCUGGUUUCUGUCUCUGGAACUGAUAUUUUUCACUAUAGAUAAGUUAGUUUGAGUUGACUUUUAAAACUUGUGCUAAUAAAAAGGGAUAAAAGCUUCUA